AAAAAUGGGGGCGCGGAGAUAACGGUGUCGGAAAGAGGUUUUCACCUGCGAGUCACUGUCUCCAUCUCGGUGUCCUGGAUACGCGGAAUUUUACGGUUCAAACCCGCUCGCGCUGAUGGACAUAAAGCGCGAGCGCAAAUGAAUUUGUCCCGACGCUGCAAACGCAGAGACAACAAAGGCAUUCAGGUCCAAACUGCUGAAGAUUACCAAAAUCAGGACAUGAAGCCAAAACGGAUUUAAAAAGAAAUUGUGUGCGCCUGGACGAUUGUGUGUGCUUCCUCGUCAUGGCUCGCAUCUCACUGGAAGUGCGUCCCUCUGCCGUUCUGCUCCUGCUGACCCUCCUGCUCUCCUCUCUGUCCCGCACCUGCCAUGCCUUAGCUUCCCCCAAGUUCACAAAGAUCCCGACAGAUCAGAUAGGAGUGUCGGGCGGUGUGGUGUCCUUCGUGUGUCAAGCCACAGGUGACCCCAAGCCACAGGUCAUCUGGAACAAAAAGGGCAAAAAGGUCAACUCUCAGAGAAUAGAGACCAUAGAGUUUGAUGAAGGAGCAGGGGCGGUGCUUCGUAUCCAGCCACUGCGAGCGCCGCGAGAUGAGAACGUUUACGAGUGCGUGGCCCGGAACACUGAGGGCGAAAUCGCAGUCACCUCCAAGCUGUCCAUUAUCCGAGAGGAUCUGUUGCCGUUCGGCUUCCCCAGUAUAGACAUGGGCCCCCAGCUGAAGGUGGUGGAGAGAACGCGCACUGCAACCAUGCUCUGCGCUGCCAGCGGCAUCCCCGAUCCAGAGAUCUCCUGGUUCAAAGACUUCCUUCCUGUGGAGCCGGCGCUCAGCCAGGGCCGCAUUAAACAACUACGAUCAGGUGCCUUGCAGAUCGAGCGGAGCGAGGAGACAGACCAGGGGAAAUACGAGUGUGUAGCAUCGAACUCGCAAGGAGUGCGCUACUCCGCACCAGCCAAUCUCUACGUGAGAGGUACGGAUUACAUUCGUCGCGUUCCUCCUCGUUUCACCAUCCUGCCCUCGAGUCACGAGAUCAUGCCUGGAGGAAGUGUAAAUAUCACAUGUGUAGCUGUGGGCUCCCCCAUGCCCUACGUGAAAUGGAUGCUGAACUCCGAAGACCUGACACCCGAAGAAGAGAUGCCGGUCGGACGGAACGUUCUGGAGCUGAACGGCGUCCGCGAGUCAGCCAACUACACCUGCGUGGCCAUGAGCAGCUUGGGGAUUAUAGAAGCUGUUGCUCAGGUCAUCGUUAAAUCAUUGCCCAGAGCUCCUGGCACACCCAUCGUGACAGAGACGACGGCCACAAGCAUCACUAUCACCUGGGACUCUGGCAACCCAGACCCUGUGUCCUAUUAUAUCAUCCAAUACCGGGCAAAAUCACCCGACAGCAAGUUUGAGACAGUGGACGGCAUCACCACGACGCGCUACAGUAUCGGUGGCCUCUACCCCAACACCGAGUACGAGAUCCGCGUCUCUGCGUUCAACACCAUCGGCCAAGGCCCACCCAGCAACAAGGUGGAUGCUAGGACCGGCGAGCAAGCACCGGCCAGCCCGCCUCGGAACGUCCAAGCCCAAAUCAUCUCGCCUAGUGCUGUAACUGUCAGGUGGGAGGAGCCUGAAGAACCCAACGGCCAGAUAAAGGGCUAUCGGGUUUACUACACCACGGACCAGUCACAACCCAUGAGCAACUGGAAGAUCCAUAAUGUUCAGGAUAGUGUGAUCACCACCAUCCAGAGCCUGGCUCCAUCUGAGACAUAUACCAUCCGUGUGCUGGCUUUUACCUCUGUUGGAGAUGGUCCCUUCUCUGACUCGGUGCAUGUUAAAGUCCUGCCUGGGGUCCCAGGCCAGCCGGGGAAGUUCCGGGUGGGCAAAAUAAGAGAUACGAGCAUCGAGUUGAUGUGGGAUCCACCGUUUUCUAAAGAGCCCAUCAAGAGCUAUGAGCUCAUUUACAGAGCUGCCAAGCACAGCACACAGGAGAAGAAGGUUUUCGAGCCCAGGUCCUCGUAUGUCGUAGAGGGUCUGCGAGCAAACACUGAGUACACUUUCUCUCUGGCGGCCAUUUCGAGCAAAGGCAUCGGAGCCUUCACCAAUGAGAUCUUCCAGCGCACUGCACAAGCCAACGUGCCCAGGAACUUCUCGGUCAAUCUGGCAACCAAGACGAGCGUAUUGCUGACGUGGGAGUUUCCGGAGAGCAGCUCCCCAUACCGCUUUACUGUGGAGUAUAACCGUCAGAAGAUGGAGGUGGAUGCUCGAUUAAGGAAGGCCGUGAUCCCCAACCUGAUGCCUGACACCAGCUAUGAUUUUAAAAUCACCAGUCCUGAGGGCAACCUGGGUGGCCUGAGACACCGCAUCCAUGCUAAAACCUCACCUCCCAUGGUCAUCAACCGGCCAGAGAUCGACCACAGCCGUGAAACUGAGACCACCAUCACCAUCAUACUGCCCUCACUGGACACUAGGAACAAUGUUAGGAAUAUCUAUGUGGUGGUGGUUCCACUGAAAAGAGGCCGAGGAGGAAACAGGCAUCUAAAGAGCCCAGAUGAAAUGGACUUGGAAGAGCUGUUGAAGGACAUUAGCCAGAAGCAGCACGAUCCACGGCAAAGGCAAGUGGACCUUCGACGUGCCUACAUCACCGCUCGAUUCACUCCCUCCACCCUACCUGCGUUCUUCACGCUCGGGGACCAGCUGGACUACGGUGGCUUUGAUAACCGCGCUCUGGAGUCUGGCCAGGAGUACGUUUUCUUUAUCCUCGCUGAACUCAACUCAACCACUGGGAAGAUGUUCGUUGCCAGCCCCUAUACGGACCCGGUAAUUGCACCUGACUCAGACCCCCAGCCUCUGGAUGCUGGAGAUGGACUCAUCUGGGUGGUGGGACCCGUCCUUGCUGUGGUCUUCAUCAUCUGCAUCGUCAUCGCUAUCCUGCUGUACAAGAACAAGCGCAAAGACUCUGAGCCUGGCACCAAGUGUUUACUAAACAACGCUGAAAUGAUGGCUCAUCACCCCACCGACCCCGUCGAGAUGAGACGCAUCAACUUCCAGACACCAGGUAUGAUGAGUCACCCCCCCAUCCCGAUCGCCGAGCUGGCAGAACAAACCGAGCUUCUGAAGGCCAACGAUAACCUCCGGCUCUCCCAGGAGUAUGAGUCCAUUGAUCCGGGGCAACAGUUCACGUGGGAGCAUUCGAACCUGGAAGUGAACAAACCGAAGAACCGCUACGCUAACGUCAUUGCCUACGAUCACACCAGAGUCAUCCUUGCACCAGUGAAUGGCAUUAUAGGUAGCGAUUACAUCAACGCAAACUACAUUGACGGCUACAGGAAGCAGAACGCGUACAUCGCCACGCAAGGCCCACUGCCCGAGACUUUUGGAGACUUCUGGAGGAUGGUGUGGGAGCAGAGGGCUGCAUCAAUAGUUAUGAUGACUAAACUAGAGGAGAAAUCACGGAUAAAGUGUGAUCAGUACUGGCCCAGCAGAGGCACAGAAACGUACGGCUUGGUGCAGGUCACUCUGCUGGACACAAUGGAGCUCGCCACCUUCUGUGUGCGGACCCUCUCACUGCACAAGAGUGGCUGUAAUGAGAGGAGAGAGGUGAGACAGUUCCAGUUCACAGCAUGGCCUGAUCAUGGUGUUCCUGAGUAUCCCACGCCAUUCUUGGCUUUUCUGCGCAGAGUUAAAGCCUGUAAUCCUCCGGAUGCAGGGCCUAUCAUCGUUCACUGCAGUGCGGGCGUGGGACGAACGGGCUGCUUUAUUGUGAUCGAUGCCAUGCUGGAGCGUAUCCGUCCUGAGCGUACCGUUGACAUCUAUGGUCACGUGACGCUGAUGCGCUCUCAGAGGAAUUACAUGGUGCAGACGGAGGAUCAGUACAGCUUCAUCCAUGAGGCUCUGCUCGAGGCUGUCACCUGUGGCAACACCGAGGUGGCAGCACGCAGCCUCUUCUCCUACAUGCAGAAACUGGAACAGGUGGAGAGCGGAGAACACGUCACAGGCAGGGCACUGGAAUUUAAGCGCCUGGCGAACACUAAAGCUCACACCUCCAGGUUUGUGACGGCCAACUUGCCCUGUAACAAGUUCAAAAACAGGCUGGUGAACAUCAUGCCAUAUGAGACCACACGUGUGUGCCUGCAGCCAAUCAGAGGCCUCGACGGCUCUGACUAUAUCAAUGCCAGCUUUAUUGAUGGAUACAGGCAGCAGAAGGCAUACAUCGCCACACAAGGUCCUUUAGCGGAGACCACAGAGGAUUUCUGGAGGAUGCUGUGGGAGCACAACUCCACCAUCGUGGUCAUGCUUACCAAACUGAGAGAAAUGGGGCGGGAAAAAUGUCACCAGUACUGGCCUGCAGAACGCUCUGCCCGCUACCAGUACUUUGUGGUAGACCCCAUGGCUGAGUACAACAUGCCGCAGUAUAUCCUGAGAGAAUUCAAAGUUACAGACGCAAGAGACGGACAGUCACGGACAGUCAGGCAGUUCCAGUUCACUGACUGGCCUGAACAGGGAGUGCCAAAAUCAGGAGAGGGUUUUAUCGAUUUCAUUGGGCAGGUGCACAAAACCAAGGAGCAGUUCGGGCAGGACGGGCCAAUCACUGUCCACUGCAGUGCUGGUGUUGGUAGGACAGGUGUGUUCAUCACUCUCAGUAUCGUGCUGGAAAGGAUGCGUUACGAGGGUGCUGUGGACAUCUUCCAAACUGUCAAAAUGCUGCGCACACAACGACCAGCCAUGGUGCAGACAGAGGAUGAAUACCAGUUCUGUUACCAAGCCGCCCUCGAGUACCUGGGAAGCUUCGAUCACUAUGCAACAUAAAAGGAGGAAGAACACACUCAUCAACUCAACUCACGUACACCUGUCUCAAUGUUUUACAACGCUACAGAAAUUUUCUUGUUCCAUGAUGCCAUCGUGAAAGGGGAUACAUUUUGAAGUACGAUAACAUCUAAGACUAUUUUGGAGGAGGAAAAGAAAAAAAAUGACAAAAUGUUUUCUCUCAAGAGCUUCCCAGGGAAGUUCUGUAUCACAGCAAGCUUAUUACCUCAGUGUUCAGUUAUUGAUAUUAAUGUCGUGGUCGCCUUUUUAGAAAUAUUACAACGUGGGUAAAUAAAUGAAACCUCUUUCAAAACAAAAAAUACAAUAUGUUAUAAAAAACCUAACAAACAAAAAAAAAAACUAUGAAAUCAAACGCCUGGAAAAUUGCUGCACUCUUCACUGGGAGUUUAAACCGAACUGUAUUUGCCAAUGAAAAGAUCAGAGAUGAACUCCAGGUCAGCUCCUGUAUGAUGAAGGUUUUCAGUGCUGUUAAAGAAGCAGAACUCGUACCUUCUGUGCCUCAAGGAGCAACAACAGCAGAGGGUCAAAGGUUAUGGAUUCUUUUGGUUUCGGAGGCGAGCGGCUGUAUCACGGACUCUUCUUACACUACAUUAGUAAUGUGAUAUAAUCAGCUUCAGUGUCUCUUUUACUCCUGGUCAUUUGGAGCGCUAUUGUGAUUGAACCUUGCCUUUGAAGAGCUGUCAGAUACGUCUAUAGAUUUUGUCGGUUUUCAACAGAGCGCCUGUGAAUACUGUUAUUCUGAUGUGUGUCAGUCUUUCUCUUCCUUUCUCUUUCUCUCUGUCUCUUUCUCUCUACACAAAUAUGCUGCUUUAUACCCUGUGUGUGAGACAAAAAUAGUCAGUCAUGUCCUGAAAUUGUGGAGAUCAAGAAGCUGGCUUUCUUUGGGCCCUAUAUAAAGACCAUGUGGAUAAAAACACACCCUUAUUCUGUUCUGGGAGAUUGUAGGAUUGUAAUUAGGACACAUUUAGGCAGAGAAAACCUAAUGCCAAAGUAUUUUUAAUUCUGAUUCAAACGGUCCUGCCAACUCUAAAAGUCUCAAGAUUCCGCUUGCAAGUCAAUUUCAAAGCAUUCUAGCAUUCCUUUAUAGUUUUUCACGAAAAAAAAGAAAACAAAACGCUUUGUAAAUUUGAAUUAAAAUCAUUGCCAAAAGCAAAAACUGACCGCAGGAGCCAGUACCAGUCAGUCAUUCCAGUUAUUCUCUGACUUAAUCGAACCGAGCUAGAAGAAAUUGUUAUGUUUUUGCUUAGUGGAGGAGUCGUGUGUAGGAAUAGCACAAAUGAGUUUCAUAAGAAUAGUUACCGAGGAUUUAGCACAAGCCGUCUGAAACGGAAGAAAACGGAGGACGGUUCCUGUAGGCCUGAUACUCUUCUCGUGAAGAGACUAAAAGUGAGCCUUACUGUCGUUGUCAAAUAUUUAACCAACAUGAUUUUUUUUAUUUCGUUUUGCUGAUAUUAUGCUUGUAUUUUUAAUAAUAUUUAUAUCUUUUUUUGAGUACUUGCUGGAAUAUAAUCGACGAGAUAUUGUGUAGUUGGCGAGCUAAUGUGACUGUACAUGGUCCCUCUGUACGUUAUUUUGAUAUUUCCUGUACAAUUCUCUCUUAGAGUGUCCUGUAGGAACAGAACAGCACAAGGCCUGGAACGAGCUUGUUCCUAAAAAAAAAAAAGAAAAAAGAAAGAAAGAAAAAAAAAAAAAAUCUGAAUGAUGCCCCAGAAGGGACAAACGACUCUUUUUAAUAUUGUAAAAAUGACCAUGUACCCUGUUCCUCAUCAGAAAGAUCAGCUUUUCGAAGUGUCGGUACUAUAAAUACAGUUCUCAGUUCUCCAGCUAAUAGGAAUAAUUACCCUAAAACAAAUGACCACUAUUUAAAAGUAUCGGAGGGAGAUUAAGGGACAUUAAAACCACUGCGACUUUUAAAUCCUAUUAUUUAUAGCACACACUGAUGGAGUACUGAUGUUAUUUUAACUUAUAUUAUUACCCUUUAUUGUCCAAUCUACUUAUGAUUACGGCUGAUGUUUGCUGAUAUAUAUCUAUAUAUAUACACACAGUAUAUAUAUGUGGAAACGAUUACGGUUAAAUUGCACAAUUUACAAAAUGAUGAUCAAAAUAGCUCUGUAUCAGUCGAGCAGAUGUUCAAAUGCACUUUGCAGUUGAAAACGGGCUAAAGUGGAAGACGAGAUUAACUUUUCUCUUCAUCUUUCAAGUUAAAGCACAUCCGAAAGACUUACAACUGAAAAUGAGCUUUACAAGUAUAAAGAAAUAUAUCUAUAGCCAGCUUUUGUAAUAUCUUACAAAUGUUACAGCACAUACAAAGCGAUUCUUUCUCUUUUUGUUGUAACAUCAAAUUCAAGUAUAUAAGAAUGGGAUUUUUUUUUUCUCCUUUUAAAGCGAUUAGAGAGAAAUAAAAUAAAAUGAAGUUAGAUGUAAAAAAAAAAAUGUACAUAAAAUCUAAACACUUUAAUUGAUAUCGAAUAUUCACUACCCGAAUAAGUUCAUUGUUGUUGUUUUUUUUACAGAAAGUACUGUAUUGAGCUCUCUGAGAUAUUUCUCAAUGAGUUUUUUGAACAAAGUGAUUUUGCCAUUUUCUUCCAUUCCUUAAUGCAAAAUUUCCCCAACUCUUCCAAAAUAGACAGAGAACAUUAACUUGCAGCAAUUUUUAGGUGAUGCCACAGAUUUUCAAGCGUCCCUUGAAAACCCUGCUGUUUUUAAGACAUUCUUUGUCAUUCCUGCUCAUGGAGACCCAGAUCUCCAUGAAGCUGAAGAAACAGGUUCUCCUCAAGAACCUGCUUGUAAUUAACUCCAUCCAUGUUGCUCUUGAUGGCAACAAGAUUUCAAGGUCCUCCUGCUUAAAAGCAACCACAGAGUUUAUCUGGGUGUUGGGUUGCAAUUGUUUUACACCAAACAUAAUGCUUUGCUUUUAGACCAGUUGACUCAAAAUCUUUUCCAAAAGCUCUCAGAUUUGCUCCCAUACCUUCUCACAAACUCCAUAUUAUCCAUUCUCAGAAAUGGCUUCCUUCUGUCCAUUUUUCUACCGAGGCUAGAUCUGUGAAGAGCUGAUGAUAUUGUUGAGAUCUAAACAGGCUCUACCAUUUUAGACAGUGAGCAGUGUAUCUCAUUCAGUGUUAUAGCUGGGCUCUUAGACACCUCCUCUUAGACAGCUGUCCUUCUUGCCCAUGUUCUCAGUUUGAAAGGAUGGCCUGAUCUGUGUGGUGUCAGGGUUGUGCCAUAUUUUUUCAAAAA
This is a messenger RNA of Tachysurus vachellii, 8042 nucleotides long. RefSeq names its product protein tyrosine phosphatase receptor type Sb (gene ptprsb). The coding region runs from base 285 to 4787 and encodes 1500 amino acids. Gene Ontology annotation, molecular function: protein tyrosine phosphatase activity; protein binding. The record is from RefSeq and is a predicted model, not a curated record. The transcript is spliced from 29 exons. Lineage: Eukaryota; Metazoa; Chordata; Actinopteri; Siluriformes; Bagridae. Gene Ontology annotation, biological process: protein dephosphorylation.